AGUGUAUCGUCUAUACAUUGAAAAUCUAUGAAAAAUUUUCGCAUCUGCAAGUAUUAAAAAUCCAUGGCAAAUGAAUUAAAGAAAUAUGUCUUCAUAUAGAAGCUAUUAUGAUUAUCGAAAGAGCUAUGAAACUCGGAGUACAAACACAACACCUAGUUCAUCAUCAGCCGCAAAUAGUAAAAGUGCAUCCUCUAAAAGUACCACGCCAAAGCCUGAAGAUGAAAAAGUUUCAAAAUAUACAACUUCUUAUCGGAGAUUUCCCCAACCAUCGUCAGUACCCACACCAGAAUCUACAUCAGAGAGUAAAAUAUCAAAAGAAAUGCGUGCUAAAUAUGGGCCAGAUGGUUACAAACCAAAGACAGAUCCACCAAUCACGUACAACAACAAAAAAUUUGAUAACACACCACGUUACAGCCUAUCAUCAUCCAAUACUUCAAGUACACCACGAAGUCGUGGUACAAGCCCGGUAUCACUUCCAAAAACAGAAUCACCAUUAUACUCAACAUACACACCCUAUAAAUCAGGUUUUUCGACCACCAGUAGUGCAUUAAAUAAAGACAAAACCACCUCAUCAACAGCAAGUUCACGGCGUGGUUCUCGAGAAGAUUUAACACGUGUUGGUACAGUCACAGCAUCUUUGAAACCAGCUAUAUCAAGAUAUCGUACUACCAGUACAAGUUCAACACGUGGAUCACGUGAAGAUUUAUCACGGAUUGGUUCAUCGACUCGAGGCACGUCAUUGACUCGUCGUGAUUCUUCGGUAUCGCGACGUGAUUCUGCUUCAACAUCUAAAUCCAGUUUGGCAGCACCAUCAACUUCUAUAUCUCGUCGUAAUUCGCGUGAAGAGUUAAAUAAAAUUGGUACAACCACUACACCGUUACGUUAUUCUGGUUCCACAUCAUUAAAUCGAUAUAGCUUAACAUCACCGAAGAUUGACAAUAAGUUAUAUUCAACAAGCCGUCGAAGCCCUGUACCAACAUCAUCCUAUUCACAUAGUAAUACUACGGAAUUAUCAUCUUUAUUACCCACACCAAAAUCAUUAAAAGAAAAUGACACACCAAAACAAAAUGAUUCACAGAAGAUAUCAACAACAAAACAUGAACAGGUGAAUGACGACACUGAAAAUGAUACAAUUACAGUGACUGUAAUGACACGGGGCACUUCUCCAACACCUCCUACACAAUCAACAAUAACACGUACCACAACAAAACGUUCAGAUAUUGCGCGUCAAAUACAACGUGAUAUACAACGUCCUAAAAUUAGACCAGAAAUGCAUGAUAAAGAGGUGCAAUCAGAUCGUACAGACGAUACAGCACGAUAUUCACGAUACGGGGGAUCCACACGAUCGUCAUCAAGUACAACAUCGUCAUGGAAUUCAUUUCUUGAUAUAAAAUAUACAUCACCAACAAAUAGUUAUUCAAAGUAUACAUCGCCUAGGAAUUCUUCUAUUUCAGCUACAUCAUCUGGUGCGGCGGCGCAAAAUAAAAACGAUGAUAAAAGUUCAGUGUCACUUAAAAAAGAAAAAUCUGAUUCAAGUAUUAAAAGUACAAAAACAAAAUCGUCUUCUUCAUCAAUACCUGCUGCGGUAUCAAAAUCAUCGAAUGAACGUGUUUCACCCAUCAAGUUACCACCCACUGUACCAAAAUCACCAUCGUCAUCUUCAUCUGUGUCAAAUAAAAAUAAUUUAUCAACUUCACAACAUUCCUUAGAACAAAUUAAUAAGGAUUUUCGUAAAUCAGUUUUAAAUAUGAAUCAAUUUUCGAAACAAAAAAGUCGAUCAAAAGGUUCUGUUGCUAGUUCAAGUGAUUCGGAAGCCUCAUCCAAAUCUAAUUUACAAAAGAAACCUGUGUCCAAUAAAAUAAAAGACAUGAAAUCACCUUCCCGGUCACGUAGCACCAGCACUGAUUCUUCAGCAUCAUCAAACAUCAAAGGUUCAAAGUCAAAAUCAGAAAUUUUGGAUCCAGAUAGUCUGACAGAACCAUCAAAAAGUGAGUCACAGUCACGUACAAGUCAAGGUGUAUCGGAAUUAAUAACAGACGAUCAACCUGCAUUUAAAUUUAAAAUCCGACCAGCGGAAUCAGGAGAAGUUGCUUGGUGGUUACAAAAAACUCCAACUGAUUCACCGAAUAAUAGUACGAAUCAAAUGACGGCAAGUAGUCCUAAACAAACAUUUUCUAUAAGACCCGUGGAAUCGGGUGAACGUGCUUGGUGGUUAGGUUCGGAUACAGAGAAUGAUGCUCCAAAAAGUGUCAAUAAUUCAGCAUCAAAUAUUACAAACACAAAUUAUAAAUCAUUUUCUUCGAGUGAUAAUAAUAAAUUAAAGGUGAAACCAAUACGAUUAAUUGAGUCGGGUGAAAGAGCUUGGUGGUUAAAUUCUGAUGGCGAUUCAAAAUCAAAUAAAAGUCAAGUGAAUAAUAAUUCGAGUGAUCCAGAUUUUUGGUCACAAAUUAAGCCUGCCGAUGAAGAUAUAGUUAUAUCACGCAAACAAAUUGAGAGCUCUGAUGAAGAAGAUGAUAGUACAUCCGAUGAAUUGGAAAACUACGUUAUUAAUUCACAGGGUAUUACCGAACCAUUAGGUGAUCGUUUAAGUCCUGAUGGUAUUGAAGCAACAUCCUGUGAAGAUGAAAUGUAUUCAAGGGCACGUCUUAUUGCAACACAAUUUAUAUCAAAACAUACGAAUAUUGAUGAUUUGUUAAAUACAGAACCGAUUCGAGAAAAUUAUAGGAAUAACAGUAAUUCGAGCAGUAGUGGUGCAGCAAUUGGGGGUGGCAGCGGAAAGUUAGAUGACAGUGCACUACAAUUAUACAAAGAUGGUGAUUAUGGUGCAUACCUUGAUUUGGAGGCAUCUAUCAGUGAACAACAGGAGGAAUUUGAUGGGUUUCAGGAUAAUCGGAAAAAUUCUAUUAUUUUACGAACACAACUAUCCGUACGAGUACACAGUAUUAUAGAAAAAUUAUUAAAUUCCGAAAGUCGUGAAUUACGCCGUUCCCUAUUUUCAUUAAAACAAAUCUUCCAAGAAGACAAAGAUUUAGUGCAUGAAUUUGUACAAAACGAUGGUCUAUCAUGUUUAAUAAAAGUUGGUACAGAAAUCGAUCAAAAUUAUCAAAAUUAUAUAUUACGUGCCUUAGGUCAAUUAAUGUUAUACGUGGAUGGUAUGAAUGGCGUUAUUGAACAUAAUUUAACCAUUCAAUGGUUAUAUUCAUUAAUUGCAUCAAAAUGUCGUUUAGUUGUUAAAACCGCAUUAAAAUUAUUAGUUGUGUUUGUUGAAUAUGUUGAAACAAAUUGUAUAUUAUUAAUAAAAGCUGUAAAUAUUGUUGAUCAUACAAAUGGUAAUCCACAAUGGUAUAUAUUAAUGCGUUUAUUAAAAGAUUACGAUCAAAUUGACACGGAAUUAUUAAUAUAUGCAAUGACGUUAAUUAAUAAGUGUUUAAAUGGAAUACCGGAUCAAGAUACAUAUUAUGAUCAAGUUGAUUGUUUAGAAGAACAAGGUAUUGAAAAUAUUAUACAGAAAUAUAUGUCCAGGCAAUGUACGAAUUUAGAUUUGUUACGACAAUUUCAAAUAUAUGAAGCGGUUUUGGAAUAUGAAGAUGGGGAUCAUAAAACUACAUCACAAUCGAUUUGUGAUGAGGCUAUACGAAAAACAUUACGUAAUCGGAAAUCUGUACCAAAUAUAACAAGUGAACGAAGGAAAUCUAGACGACAUUCAACUGGUACUUCUGCGUUGACGAAAAAUAAUUUUUUGAAAUCUUCUUCAUCAGCAACUGGUAUUAAUAAUAAUGGUAUUGGAUUGUUGAAUUUGAAUAAUAAUGGAAAUUUAGGAAAUGGUAAUAAUGGAUUGUUACUACAACAUCAAGAACAACAGCAGCGAAGUGAUGGAGAAGAUGAAUCUUCAAGCUCACAAUCAUCUCAGGGACGUGAAAAGUUUAAUGGGGUUUAUAAUGACAAUAAAGAUGCUAAUCAAGCAGGAGUUACACCAGCACUUCGAAGAAGAAGAGAACGAGCUGAAAGGCAAAGAAGUUUUAUUCGUGAACAAGAAACUGCUGCUGUUUUUGGAUUCAGAGAUGAAAAUAAAAACAAUGGUAUCGAUAUACAACGAAACAACUCAAAUGGUUCCGUAAAACAAAUAUCUAGUCGAGGAACAUUAACGCCACAACUAAGUGCCGAAAACAAUAACAAACAUGACAGCGAAUUAGAGGAAUCAAAUACUACAAAUGGUAUACUAAAAAAACCAUGGGCGUUUCAAAUGAUGUAUUCAAAAUCCCAUGACAACAAUGAUAUUAAUAAUGGUACUAACAAUAAUGAAAUCAAUCGUGAAAAUGAAAAUAACAAUCAAUUUUUACAAUUGAACAAAGAAAAUUCAGUCAAAGAUUUAACACAAAAAUUAUCUAGUCAAAAUAUCUUACAUAGUCCAUCACCAAUUGAUGAAAAUCGUCCAAAUCGUAUUGGUGACAUGACUGGUUUAAUAUUUAAGGCAAAAGAGGGUUUGGCAAAAUCCAAAUCGAAAAUUGAUGUAUUACGUAGUCCAACGAAUGAACAACAAACACCAAAAUUCACGGUACCAGAAGUCAAGAAAACUGAAAGUGAAUUACAUUGGGAGGAAUUAGCACGUACCAUAAAUAGACCACUCAAUUUAUGUGAUCUAGAUUUUACGGACUUAGCUAGUGGUGAUGAACUUGAUGUGUUAGCACCAAGUUCUGUUAUACAUGGUGGUCCACCACCGCCUCCUCCACCAUCACAAGGUGGAGGAGUUGGGGUUCCAUCGUGCCCUGCUGUACCACCUAUAUGUCCAUCAGGGCCACCAUCAUGUCCACCGGCGUUCUCUUCAACGUUUCGUGGUUUUAGUAGGAAUAAUGAAAAUAAUAUGAAUAAAAAUAAUAACUCGGCAACAUUAAAUAAGAAAAAUAAAAAAACUGUGAAGUUAUUUUGGAAAGAAGUGCGAGAAGAUCCUAUUUCUCUUGUUAAAUUGCAAACAUGUGGCAAUAAUGGUAUGAUUUGGGAUGAAUUAAAACCUGUUUCGAUUGAUACACAAAAAUUAGAACAUUUAUUUGAAUCACGAGCAAAAGAUUCUCUUACAAAAAAACAGCAAGAACUAAAUAAAAAUAAAGAAAUAAUCGUAUUAGAUCAUAAACGUUCAAAUGCCAUAAAUAUUGGUAUGACAAAAUUACCACCCCCACGUACAAUAAAAACGGCUAUUUUAAAAAUGGAUGCAACAAUAAUGAACCGUGAAGGUAUUGAAAAAUUAUUAACAAUGUUACCAACCGAAGAGGAACGUACACGGAUACAAGAUGCACAAGCAGCAAAUCCUGAUCUACCAUUAGGCAGUGCUGAGCAAUUUUUAUUAACAUUAGCAUCAAUAUCGGAAUUACCAGCACGAUUGAAAUUAUGGGCAUUCAAAUUAGAUUUUGAAUGUAGUGAACGUGAAAUUGCUGAACCAUUAAUGGAUCUCAAACAAGGCACUGAACUACUUAAAAUAAAUAAAACAUUUAGGGGCAUAUUAAGUACAUUAUUAUCAAUUGGAAUCUUUUUAAAUGGUUCAGAUGUUAAAGGUUUUCAAAUUGAUUAUUUAGCAAAAGUACCUGAAGUUAAAGACACUGUACACAAACAUUCAUUGUUACAUCAUUUAUGUCACAUGGUUAUGGAAAAGUUUCCUGAAUCUACUGACUUAUAUUCUGAAAUUGGUGCCAUUACACGUGUAUCAAAAGUUGAUUUUGAUGAAUUACGGCACAAUAUACAACGUUUGGAGACUGAUUGUAAAGCAUCAUGGGAUCAUUUAAAAUUAAUUGCAAAACAUGAUGGUACAACAUUAAAAGUAAAAAUGUCUGAUUUUCUUGCCGAUUGUGCCGAACGUAUAAUAUUAUUAAGUAUAAUACACCGUAGAGUAUUAAAUCGUUAUCGUAAAUUUUUAUUAUGGAUUGGAGUUCCUUUACAUCAAGUAGCUGAUACUAAACCAAAUGAUUUUUGUCGUAUUGUAUCUGAAUUUGCAUUAGAAUAUCGUACAACUAGAGAGCGUGUUCUACAGCAACUCGAAAAGAAGGCAAAUCAUCGAGAGAGAAAUAAGACUAGAGGAAAAAUGAUUACAGAAGUUGGUAAAUUUAGUUCAAAAGAAGAAAGAGCAGAUGCAGAACUCAGGCAUGUAUUAGGUACAAGUGAUAUCUCAGACAUUGAAGGUGGUGGUACAUUGCCAUGGAGACGACGUAAAGAACAACCAAGUCGUCUUAGUGCUAAAAUAGCUUUAAAUGGUGUUGGUGACUUAACAGAUGCCGAUGAUGAAAUACUUGAAAGUCUUGUUAAAACUGCUACAAAAGCACCAACAACUAGAACAAUGCCUCGUGAACGAAAACGAACUAGAAAUGUAGACAGAAAGUCAAAACAAUAUGAAUCGUAUUUCUGGAGGUAGUACCCACACAAUUCGGAAAUAAAUUUUAACUGAAUCGCAAAAAAUAAACUGCCUAUUAUAAGGACCAUUAUUUUUCAAAAAAAAAUAAAUAAUUCAAAAGUUAAA
Chrysoperla carnea is the source of this 6502-nucleotide messenger RNA. It is a transcript of the gene Fhos, whose product is annotated as FH1/FH2 domain-containing protein 3. The transcript is spliced from 17 exons. The coding region runs from base 86 to 6397 and encodes 2103 amino acids. Gene Ontology annotation, molecular function: actin filament binding. The record is from RefSeq and is a predicted model, not a curated record. Gene Ontology annotation, cellular component: cytoplasm; cytoskeleton. Lineage: Eukaryota; Metazoa; Arthropoda; Insecta; Neuroptera; Chrysopidae. Gene Ontology annotation, biological process: actin filament network formation; cortical actin cytoskeleton organization.